AGUGGCGUAACCUAGCAGCAUAGUACUCACCCACUUAAUUCAUUUAUUCAUUCACACUUUACAAUACUUCCUAUUUUCCCAAAGGUCGAAAAACAAAGUAAUGGCCAUUCAGUUCUGCGAAGACUGUGGGGAUACGCUUCCGAUCUCCGUCAAGAGAGAAGUCCCAUGUGACUGUUGCGGCAAGACAAAUCCAAACCUAAUUCUUAACAAAACGACAGUCACCACAUCCUCUGCUUUCCCAUCGAAGCUUCGCUCUCAGCUAUCUCUAAUUGGGUCAAAACAAGUGACCUCUAAGUUGGGGUGGCCUGUUAUCAACGAGCCUUGUGAAAAGUGUACCGCGAAGGAAACAAGCUAUACCACCUUACAAUUAAGAGGUGCAGAUGAGGGAACAACUGUGAUUUAUUAUUGCCAUCAAUGUGGUCAUCAACGACAAGAGAACAACUAAGUAGCUUGGAUGACCGGAUUACUCCAAUAAGCCAGCCUCUCGUCGUUGUGAGCCUUGGCUAUUCCCAAAAAUGUAUCCAAUGCCGGCACACUUCAGAUUCAGUUCUAGUUAAUAGGCGGUAUCCCAUGGAUACCACCGUAGAUUGGUAGAUAGAUGUAGAUAGG
Messenger RNA from Xylaria bambusicola, 609 nucleotides. RefSeq lists its product as uncharacterized. The coding region runs from base 101 to 445 and encodes 114 amino acids. Gene Ontology annotation, cellular component: RNA polymerase I complex. Gene Ontology annotation, biological process: DNA-templated transcription; termination of RNA polymerase I transcription. Gene Ontology annotation, molecular function: nucleic acid binding; zinc ion binding; DNA-directed RNA polymerase activity. NCBI's taxonomy places the organism in Eukaryota, Fungi, Ascomycota, Sordariomycetes, Xylariales, Xylariaceae. The transcript is spliced from 3 exons. The record is from RefSeq and is a predicted model, not a curated record.